Molecule: messenger RNA, 774 nt
Organism: Exophiala oligosperma
Lineage: Eukaryota; Fungi; Ascomycota; Eurotiomycetes; Chaetothyriales; Herpotrichiellaceae
Exons: 3
Coding region: 1-774 (257 amino acids)
Molecular function (GO): oxidoreductase activity
Source: RefSeq, a predicted model, not a curated record
AUGUCUGUCAGCUAUCCCGACCUCAAGGGCAGGGCGUAUGCCAUAACAGGAGCAGCAUCUGGUAUGGGCAGGGAAACUGCGCUGUUGUUAGCCAAGCAAGGGGCGAAUGUUGGUUUGCUGGAUAUAACUUCUCCCAAUGCCGUCGCAGCAGAAAUCACCAAAUUGGUGGGCGGAGGCCAUACUCAUGCCCUUUCCGUCGACGUUACCGAUGCCAAAGCAGUCGAUCAGGCUUUCAAGAGCAUAUUUGAAACUUUCGGUCGUUUGGACGGUGCUGCCAAUCUCGCUGGGACCGUUGGAACCAUGAAGUAUGGUCAAACACACCAUGGCCUGGAGAACGUUACAGAUGAAGAUUGGGACUUUAUCCUGAAAGUCAAUCUCGACGGUGUCAAAAAUUGCCUUAGGUCCGAGUUACGUCUUAUGAAAGGCCCAGGUUCCAUUGUCAAUGCAUCUUCGAUCUCUGGCUUGGCAGGAAACCCUUACUCCACCGCAUAUUCCUCGAGCAAAUGGGCUGUGAUUGGCCUUUCCAAGGGUGCUGCUGGCGAAGCAGGCUCUAAGGGCAUUCGUGUGAAUGCCAUAGCCCCUGGAAUCGUUAUCACACCUCUCAUUAAAUCCCUGGGCGAAGAGGAGAUGAAGCGUACGCUUAUUUCCAAGGUGGCACUGGGCCGAGUUGCCCAGCCCGAGGACAUCGCAAAAGUGAUUGUUUUUCUCAUGAGCAAUGAAUCAGGAUAUAUCAGUGGUUCGGUCAUUAAUAUCGAUGGCGGAUUCAGUUACUAA